AUGGGGACCAACUCACGAUCCAACAGUAAGUCCAAGGCCAGAAUGAGUCAUACUCGACUUCGAAACGGUAGCUCCGGAGGUCAAGGUCCGUCCUCGACUCUCGGAGGAGCUCCAUUAGCCGGGACCGACCGUAUCAACAAAGACAUCAAACAUCGAUUCGAAAUAACGAAAAAGCUUGGUGAAGGUACUUAUGGUAAAGUAUCGCUAGCAUACGACCACAAAACCGAAAAAGAGGUAAAUUAAAGUUUUUACUCCUUUCUGCCUUAAAUUGUGAUAAAAGCCGUAGUGAAUUACCAUUUAUAAUUCAAUAUUAACUUUAAAAACCAAUUUGAGGUCGCCGUUAAACUGAUCAAGAAGAGCGCCAUUGAAAACAAACAAGACUUGAUCAGAAUCCGAAGAGAAAUCAGAAUCAUGUCUAUGCUAAAACACCCAAAUAUCAUUCAAAUCUUCGAAGUGUUCGAGAACAAGGACAAGAUCAUCUUGGUCAUGGAGUACGCCAGUGGUGGAGAACUUUACGACUACGUGGGAAAGCAUGGAAGCUUGCCAGAAUCUGAAGCACGAAGGAUAUUCCGUCAAAUCACUUCAGCCAUUUUGUAUUGCCAUAAGGUGAGAUAUGAGUAAUAACAGUAAUUGUUUUUUAAAACGAAAUUACAUUUUUUAUAGCUAUUUAGAAAACAGUUGAGAUAACAAAAAGUAGCCUCAAAUAACAAAAAAUUACUCGUUUCAGCACAAAGUUGUACAUCGUGACUUGAAACUUGAGAAUAUUUUGUUGGAUGUGAACAACAAUGCCAAAAUUGCUGAUUUCGGUCUUUCCAACUACUUUAGCGACAAAGCGUUGUUAAGUACAUUUUGCGGGUCUCCAUUGUAUGCAUCUCCUGAAAUCAUCAACGGAACGCCCUACAAAGGCCCCGAGGUUGAUUGCUGGAGUUUGGGUAUCUUAUUGUACACCUUAGUUUACGGGACUAUGCCUUUCGAUGGUCAAGACUUUAACCGAAUGGUAAGUUCUUAAAAAAGUUUUUAUAUCAAAGCAAAAACAAAAAGUGACAUUUUAUACCUAAAACAAUUUCAGGUGCGUCAAAUAAAACGUGGUACCUAUUACGAGCCUGAAACGCCCUCAUGUAAGUUCAGAAUUAAAAAAAGACGACUUAGAAAUAUACAAUUUUUAAACCUUUCCACAAUAAAGCUAAUAUGCUAACCGUUUUAGCUGCCUCUAUGCUCAUUAGAAAUAUGUUACGAGUAAACCCAGACCGAAGAGCAGAUAUCGAUGAAAUUGCUAGUCAUUGGUGGUUGAAUUUGGAAGAAAACAUGCCGGUAAUCCAAGAAUUACCAGAAAAUCAGGUAAACAUUCAAUGAUAAUGUCUAUAUUCUCUUAGAUCACCGAUUACACUCCAUUGACUGAACGAGCAGAAGUUCUCUAUGUUCAAGACUUGGCCGAUGAAACCGAUGUCUUCAUGGAGUUCGGACACCUAAGUUCAUCUACUAGACAGAAGAUUGAGGAAUUCAGAAGACGAAGGAAAGAAGCUGAAGAAUACAACGACAACUCUCCCAUCAAACCUCCAAAACGUAAAAAUGAGGAAAAACCUGAAAUGACGGCCAAAGAAAAGAGUUUGCGACAAACAGAGACGGAAGAAAAGAAGAUAGACGUCGCCGGACACAUGAACGAUCCUCUCGAACGACUCCGCCAACUUGAGAAGAAACUACAUACAAAGCCAUCUUCUCCAGAACCGUCUACUUCGCGAACUGAACGUCCAUCAAAAGUCGAACCUCAAAAGAGUGAAGAAAAGCCCAAGGACGAAGACAAGAAGCCAGCGUUCGUUUCCAUCACAGAAGCCAAGAAACCAGCUACUAGCCACAAACCAUUACCCUCAAAUUACAGUUGGAUGGCUGAGAAUGACUCUCUUAACGUGUUGAUGAAUCAGGUACUAGAACAAAUGGACAAAGGUCCUGUAAGCAUCAAUCUGAUCGCUCGAGUCAAAGCCCACCCAAUGUACGAACAUCGUCCCACGAUAAAAGAACUUCUCGAGUCGAUUAUCAACGCUCAACCAGCUUCUGUGCAAAAACAAGCCUCAAAGGUUAUCGAGCAAGCAUGCAACACGAUCAAGGUAAGCAAUUUAUAAAUAAAACAGCAAAAAAAUAAAAAUUUUUCAAAAUUUCGAAAAAUUGUUUUCAAAAAUUGUUUAUAGCCAAAAAAUCAAUAGAGAAUCGGCCAAAAAUAAGUAUUGAUUUUUUAAAUUAAGAAAAAGAACAAAUUAUUUUCAGAAAGAAAAGAAGACCGAAAAGACUCCGAUUCUAAGUCCUACGGUGAAGAAAGUGAACGCGAUUCCGGAAACAAUUCCGGAGGACACCAAGAACAAGUACACAGUCCAGGAACUACCUACAAAGGUCGAUGUUAAGGAAGCCAUCUCUAAACGAGGGGUUCUUGAGGACAGAAAGUGGCACAGUGUUGAAGUUGGCUUCGAAACUGAUGAAGAAUCGUCUGGAUCUACAGGAAGCCGAAAGAAUUCUAAAGUAUCAACCGAACCAAAGAUAACAUUGCCAGUUAGAGAUACCAAAUCGGCUGGGCAUGUUGAGGAAGAAGAAGAGGACUUUGACGAUGAAGAGAAUGAAUGUGAAGAUGAGUCUGAAUAUGAAAGUGAGAUUGACGAACUUGCUGAGGUAGUGGAGCAGUCUGGUCAGAGCAGUAGUCAAGUCAAGACACCGAAGAUAGUUGAAAGUUUGAGUGAACAAGUGGAUGCUCUUCCACAAGUGGAGAUAUCCGCUAAUCACUUGUCCACAUUAGAAAGGAAGUUGGCCAAGAGACAGAGUAAAGGAAAGUAUCAGGUGGGUUUGUGUUUCUGCUGGAUUAGGUAAUAUUGUCGCUUUAUCUUUUCGUAACAUUGUUGGUUUACUUUUAUUUUUCAAUUUUCUGGUGAAAAAGCUAAUAACGUUAUAAAACGCGACACUAUUACUUGAUAUUUUCUUCUUUAAUUUCCUUUUCUUAUUACUGUUUGGGUUCAGCACAGUCACGUCGAAAUGUACGGUCGAGGCGUUUCCACGGAAGCCGACAGUCCUCCAUUGACGAAGAAGCCGAUUGGAGGUCCCCAGCCUUCUCUUAAGCAAUCUCCUAUCCUUUUCGACAAGGUUAGCUUCUCUUCUGUCCUUUCUUCUAUCCGUUAUGACAUUUAUUAACACUUGUCUUUAGGCAAAACAGUUAAUCAUGGAAUAUCCAUUGAAACCUGAGGAAGAAGAGGAAACUGACAAAGAAUCCAAAGCGUCAAAAUGGACAAAGACGCAAGACCCAGAUGUUAGCGACAAAAGUGCAACAGCCACCCCAACACCAAAGUACGAACGUUUUGAUAGACUUAAAACAAUAUAUAGAGCAAUAUAUAUCAAAAAUUUUAAAAAGAAACAACAUUUAUCAAAUAAUAAUGUUGGAUAACACGUUUUGCAUAUGAAAAUUAAAAAAAAGUUAAACAAAAGGUGACGUUACAAGCUUAACAUUACUUUUGUUCUUCUAUAUUCACGGAAAGAUGCCUUUAAUCUUUUUAAUUAGUAAAGUAAAAUAAAAGUUUUUAAAUAGUACAGAAAAGUUAUUGACGUUUACUUUAGUAGGAAAGAGAACAAUGUACCAGCCGCUCCAAAAGCUAAGCAAGAAAGUGAAGAGGAAAGCGAAGAUGAAGGUGAAGUAAUCAGAAAGCCGAGAACAUCUACUAUUAUUGGCUUCAGAACGAUUAAGACUACUGCAGGUAAGCAUUAUAAAUAUAAUUUUAUAAACUUUAAAAUGUCUACUUUGUUAUACGAAAAUUAAUAAAUGUCUUUAGAAGGCCCUCAAAAGGAAGUACAAGUAGUUGAAGUAAAGCCCCAGAAGCCCUAUCAAGGAAUCACUCAAAAGACGCCUCCAGCUGAAAAUGACAGGAGAACCAGUAAAGAGCCAUCUUUGAAGCUUCCAGAAGAAAGAAAAAGGUAUGUACAUCAAUGUGAUCUAAUACAUUUUGUAAUUUUUUAAGCUUUAUAGUCACAUAAUGUCGUUUUUCAUACAUAUAAAGCGUUAUAAUGUCAUUUUUUGCACUUUUUUUAUUUUGCAAUGUAAUUUUGUAUACUGUAAAGCUUUUACAAUGUUUUUCUGUAUACUGUAUCUGUGGAUAUAUGGCUGGAGACUUAUACUUCAAUUUUUUUUCUCAAAAAUAUGAAGUAUAAGUCCCCAGCCAUAUAUGGUCACUGUGAACUAACCACAAGUGGUAUCGCUUGAUUAAAAUUUUAAAUUCGUUUUAUUGUUGUGUUUUUAAGUUAUGAGCAUGAGUCAGAGUCACCACCUUUGUCGCCAACGAAAGCCGGCAAAUUGAGUUACGAAACGGCAUCGCAGUACAUUCGUCGUAAGAACAGGGAGAGACGUGCCCGCACGCUGACCAUCGCCAUCACGGACGAAGCCUGGCAACGGUGGUGUAUUUUUGUGUUGCUUCUAGUUCCAUCUCGAGUGUCUUAUGUUAAUAUCACGGUUUUAGGGUGGCCGAAAAGACGCCAGAGCCGGUUUCGAAGCCGACCAGUCCAGCCGAGCCUCUGAAGGAGAGUCACAUUCCGCCGAUCCUGAGAAAGCACAUGGCUAGACAGUCGUCGAAGGGAGCCGCGGAUUCUAAUUAUCAUAGGAAUUCGUACUUGGAGGACAAGCGGCAGGUAGAACAUCUUUAUUUUACACCAAGUUUUAAGUACACUUUGGUUAUUAUAUGAUAAUAGUAAGAAUUCUGUAACAUAACUUACUUUAGUCAUAUGCUGAAAGAAGAAAGUCCCUCCACGAGUUCUCACCCUCAGAAUCCGAUGACUAUGCUACUGUCUACGGUAACCCCAAGACCCCAACUUAUUCGUCUGCUUAUGCUCCAACUUCAAAAUGUCGAUUCGAUCUUGACGAGGUAUUGUCGCGAACCCACCAUCACGACCCCUAUCCAGCUGAUCCCUUAUCUUCCACUCAUUGGACUUCAUCUCAGGUCCGCCAUAACCCCUAGUGUACUAACAUCUACUUACUUAUAUUUCAAUAACAGUUAAGAUACUAACCAUAAAACUAAUAGUAAGUACAACAUCAUAUUAUGAUUGCUAUGUUGUGUAAUACUAAACUUUUCCUUAUAGCCACCAUUUACCUAUUUCAGCCUUACUCUAGUCAUCGUAUCGACAAUUCUGUAGGUCAUGAACAGCCUCGUCAACGUUUCGAAGUCUACAAGACUCGUGCUGAACGAGAUCGUGCAGCCGCUGCUAAUGGAAGUGCCUACAACUACCAGGAUCGACCGGUCAGUUCAUACAUAUCCGGCUACAAGUCUCAGUACAACGACUACGGUUUGUCAGCUUCUGGUUACAGAAGACCUUCAGCGUACGAUCUCGACCCAGUGAGUACAUCUGACUAUGCUCCAAGUUCUUCGAAUUACGCUCCAGAUCCGUACUUUACAUCGAACAAGGACAGAUUCCGACCGGUCACUCGACGAUUAGGUAACAACGCCAGAGAUGUUGACGGUAGGAGAGCGAGAGCAAGAUCUCAGUCCAAUGACAGGAAGUUUUCGACCAGUUCUAUUACUGACAUCGAUGCCGCUGGUAUGUUUACUCUUUACUUUAACAUAAGAUAGUUUAUUCAUUGUGUAGAAGGUGUUUAUAGCCUAAAUAUUGGUCAAGGAGCCUACAGAAACGUGAAUAGUUAAGAUUGUUUUUAUAAAGGCACUUGUACCUAAUUUUUGACCUACUGAACUUAAAAAAACUUAAAAUUGAAUCCUUCAUAUUGAGGUGACAAAUCUGAACUUAUGUUUAAUCAAAGUUUAUUGUACAAGGUUCACAUGUUAUGUUUCAGCUGCGAUGUCGGCUCGUUUAAUGACCCCCGAAGUGGGGACUGGAGUGACAGAUUACGGUUAUGUCAGUUAUCACGACUCGGGCAACUCUCGGAUUUCACAAACAAGAGAACCUGACAUCAGUUUGGCCCCCACCAGGUCCAUCCUUAAAAACAAACAAGUAAGACAAAAGUUGGGGAUAAGCAUUUAAACUGGCAUAACAAUUAGUUAAAUAAAAUAGCUUUUGAUGACAUUUAUACACAAUAUGGUGACAAAACUUUAAAAUACAACUUUGAUGACAUUUUACUUUUUCAGGCGUAUGAAAUAGAACCGAGGUCCACACAGCCGGUACAAGGUAAGUGAAAGAAACUCUGUCAUGCACUCUAAUCACGAUUUUAUUGUACUAUAGUUUUCUUGAACUUGAUCUAUCGCUAUCGGACUAAUUUGAUCACUUUCAAAUUAUUUCGAAAAAACAAGGAAAAACAGUUUGCCUCCAUUAAAAUUUUGACGGUAUUACUCUCGAUCUAAUAACAAAAACCUGCACUUUCUUCUCUAUCGCAUCACUAUGAAAUAUAUAACCAUUGUUUCACUAUCACUCAACAUAACCUUUCUAUCCUUCCAUCUAAUCACCACUUUCUACUAAUGCGACUAUUUUUGUGUAGCACGGCCUCGGAGUGCGAUCAGUUCGGAGAAGACGAUGGGACCGUUUUACUAUGGUCCCACCCAUCCAAUGCCAUAUGGUGCACCCAUGCGGUUAGGCUCCAUGGGGCCUUCUGGAUUCCAGCUGUUCCACACGACUCCCGUGUAUGGGCAUCCUGCCGAAGGUGCGCAUGUGACGUUCUGUUCGAGUUUGUGUCGUGCCGUGAGAUUUCACCAGAGAAGACGGAGAGUGUUGUGUCAGUUUUACUGUGUAACAGGUGUAGUUGCUACUAACUUUUGUGUCAGCCGGGUGCUCUGCUCAAUCUUACCGUAGUAUUUUAGUUCCUAGAGGUAUCACGCCGGGAAGUGAAGGAUUCGACCCUUUGGCAUCGUCGUCAAGCAAAAAACGAAACUCUGGUCCGUCAAGCUUCUUGAAUCUGCGUCGACGAACGGCCGAGAUUCGGUUGGGAAAUGACGGAAAAAUGAGUACUACUAGUAAUGGGUAAGGUAUUCUCUGACUUUCAAAGAUAUAACCAGUUUUGUGGUAAUUAAACCAGUAGAGAGCCUUACUUUUACCACAAAAUACUAUAGUAAUAUCCUGGUUGACAGAUAUACUCUUGAAAUGUAAACUCUUAUAGUAUACACAUUGACGAUGACUAUAAACGCCCCGCUUCCCCGAUCGACCGUCUGAAGAGUUUGUUCGGCGGAGUAACAAAUAGUACAUCCAAAAAGCCAUCCAAUCCCAUUUACCCAUCAACAAACAGCUCAUCCCGCUACACCUCCGCUCUCCCGACCUCAACCCAGUUCAAACGAUAUGGAGGAGGGUGGUUCUAA
Messenger RNA from Bursaphelenchus okinawaensis, 7253 nucleotides. NCBI's taxonomy places the organism in Eukaryota, Metazoa, Nematoda, Chromadorea, Rhabditida, Aphelenchoididae. The record is from the annotation of a GenBank genome assembly.